GUUACAACCAGGUUGUGAAGUGCGGCGCAGAGAUAACGUAGUCAGUCUUCCGUCUCGUGAGACGAACAGAAAAAAAUAUCGCGCCUCUGGAACACCCAUAAUUGUGCUUACUUGUGUUAUAUUAGCGACGCUGGCUUGUGUUAUUUAGCGUUCGUGCUGAUCCCGUUUCAGAGUUACUGAGCUCUGCUAGAGUGAUCUUAAAUACAACUUGAUUAUACCGACAUAUGGUGGUAUGAUUUGGAUCGGUCACUGAGAAGAGAAAACUUCUCACGGAACUGACGCAAGAAAACUGUUAAAACUGGUAAUAUUUGCGGUGCAAAUUCCAUUUAUCAGAACAUAAAAGGUGUUAAUGCAAAACCAAGUGAACCAGACAUAAGAGGGACAUAUGAGACAGACGUUUCUGUAAGACCACGCGCUGCAGGAUUCACAUUCAUCCACAUGACGUAGGGUUUUACCUCAAACUAUACAGAUUAUAUCCCAUCAACUUGAGUGUUAAUUAUUUAUUCAAGAUAUUCAGCAGAAAAACUCGACAUUAUUUUUUUGUGUAACUGCAGAGUAAACCGUGAGUUUUAGGGAUGCAUAGAACUUGAAAUUUUUGAAGAAAACUACAGUGUGCAUUCGUUAUUGCUGAGUCGUAAAUGUCAAAAUUACCGUCUACCACACAACGAUGAUUCCGAAAAUCUCCGAUGAUUCCGAAUUUCGAGUUUUAUAUAUCUAAACAGAAAUGAUGUCGCCGCUUGACGCGAUAAUGUGAAGAGUAAAUUGCCUAUAAAAUUCUCUGAAAAAAUAACGAAUGAUCAAUACAAGACGUCCUGUUGACUAUACAUAUAUAUACAACACCUAGCGCAGCUAGUCCACACAGAGAAAAACCGAACUUCAGUCUCCAACUUCAUACUUUUCACCAUCAAAGUUUCUGCACCGUAUAUCUCUUUAGUUAUUCUAUACCACAUACAUGACUAGUUGAAAACACGCACAGAUCCUCAAGAUGCAGCAACAACAACAGGUGUUAGCACCAAUCCCCAGACCAGUUCCUCUAGCCCCUUUGACUCCCUCAGCUUUCCCCAACGUCCACUUGUCCACCGCGAGCCUGACCUCCGCUACACUUACUUCUCCACACUUUUCCCCACCAAACCUCACAUCGCCGCACUUGUCAUCCCCAAGCCUCACUUCCCCACAUCUUUCUUCCCCGCACCUGGACCAGCUCAUGGGGAGUCUGUACCCCUGGGGAGCGUUGAGUCUCAACCUUCCCCGGCCGCCGUUCCCCUUCUACCUUCAUCAGCCACAGAAUGGGGAGCACGACAGCAACAAAGACGACGACGGCAGCGACGCUGGCGACGCGGCGUCUAAGCGGCGGCGGUCGCGCACAAACUUCAACUCGUGGCAGCUGGAGGAGCUGGAGCGAGCCUUCGAGUCCUCACAUUACCCAGACGUCUUUAUGAGGGAAGCCCUCGCCAUGAGGCUGGCCCUCACAGAGAGCAGAGUUGCCGUUUGGUACCAGAACCGUCGGGCGAAGUGGCGCAAGAAGGAGCAGACCCGCAAGGGCCCGGGCCGCCCCGCCCACAACGCGCACCCCCAGACGUGCUCGGGGGAGCCAAUCCCCCCCGAGGAGCUGGCGAGGCGUGAGCAGCACCGCAAAGAGAAGAGAAUUCAGAAGCAACUCGAGCGGCAGCAGCGCAAGCUCGCCCUCAAGGGCGUCCAUGUCUCCAUCGAGCAGCUGCGCAAGGAGUACGAUGAGAACCAAGCCAAGGAAGAGUCAAAGAGAAGAAAAGGCGCACCAGUCAAGGAGUGUCAGCCGACGAUAUUAUCAGUCAAGAGCUCGUGUUUUACAAUUGAAAGACUUUUGGCUCCGAUGCAUUCCGAGGAAAAGGGUCCUCCAUCACCGGGUACCCUCAUGAGGGCAGCUCCGUCGCCGGUACAUUCGUACCCUUCAUCUCCCCCGUCCCAGCAUCGAUGUUCGCCCUCACCGAUGACUUGCAAAAGAGAUUCGCCAGUCCAUACGCCGCUUUCAAGUCCAUCUUCGUCAGUUGUUGUUGCCCAAUAUUCGUCUCCUUCACACGUCACGUCUCAUAACUUGUCGUUAAAUUCCUCUACGACCUCAUGCAGCGAUUCUGACGACGUAAACGCUGCCGGUGAAAUCAGGCCCAUACCUCUCAUUAAGCUGCAGAACGACGAGCCCGAACCCAAGUCUGAAUUUUUGUCUCGCGUAGACGCGGAAGUUCACGUAAACCACCCGGCGUUCUUUCUUAAAACCGAUACCCGUAAUUCCCCGGACCAGUUUACUCACUCUCACUUCCAGCCUAUAAGCCUAUGUAAGUCUGAGCCUGAGGAUGAACCUAACUUGAGCCAGAAGCAGGAGUUGUGGCAGUAUUUGAGGAGCAGCACGACGCUGCUGGCAGAGGAGUGGCACAAACGAUGGCAGGCUGACAGGCUGCCUGCGUGGCUGCACGUCUCGCCUGUCACUGCCACCCUCCACACACAAUCCUGAACCUGAAGAUGAUACCCAUCAUUGUUUCCGGGCUCUAUAUGUCGUUGCUGUUAACUUUUUACUAAGAAAUUAUUAAUGUCAUCCAAGCAAAACUCUUGACAGUCUAUAUCAGGUCGUGUGAAUGAUAGUUUCCCAAUGAUUAUUUUGGGUCAGGGUGUUUUUAAAAUCUUCAUUUAGAAAUCGUAUUCAGGCCAAUUUAGAAAAGAUAUGUCAGUUCGUGUUUAUACAUAACGAAUGCUAUCUUCCUUUAAAAAAACAAUUGGUUGUUAGAAUCAGCAAUGUCUUACGAAACAAUUCCAAAGGAAAAUCAAAGGAGGGUUUAUCUCUGCAGACCGUGAAUGGGAACCAGCCAAGAUUGAUGUUCAGUCUUCGAAUUGCGUUUUAAAAUAGCACCUUUUACGUAUCAACACAGCACAGUAACAGAAAAUACUUUCACGUUCCAAAGAAGUGCAAUAAAGCGUGUGAAAUACCAUGCGUUUGGUGUAUAUAAUAAGCAAGCGUCCGGAUCAUCUAUUAGAAUAUACAUACAUUACGAGACAGAGGUAUGAUGAUAGCGAUGUAUCCUUCGUGUGGAACAUAUCACCUACGUACGUCAUUCGGUUCCGUUUAACUUAAUUCGUUGUACGUGUCGUAGAAAUGAAUUAGUCUCCAUUGAAUGUUUUAAGACAU
Hyalella azteca is the source of this 3154-nucleotide messenger RNA. Its product is annotated as homeobox protein unc-4 homolog. Lineage: Eukaryota; Metazoa; Arthropoda; Malacostraca; Amphipoda; Hyalellidae. Gene Ontology annotation, molecular function: DNA-binding transcription factor activity, RNA polymerase II-specific; sequence-specific double-stranded DNA binding. Gene Ontology annotation, biological process: regulation of DNA-templated transcription. The record is from RefSeq and is a predicted model, not a curated record. Bases 986 to 2485 code for a protein of 499 amino acids. The transcript is spliced from 3 exons.